This is a messenger RNA of Asparagus officinalis (garden asparagus), 906 nucleotides long. RefSeq lists its product as uncharacterized. The coding region runs from base 1 to 906 and encodes 301 amino acids. NCBI's taxonomy places the organism in Eukaryota, Viridiplantae, Streptophyta, Magnoliopsida, Asparagales, Asparagaceae. The transcript has 2 exons. The record is from RefSeq and is a predicted model, not a curated record.
AUGCAAUCUAUAUUAAAAGAGAUAUCCUUUCUUGCAAAACGAAUUCAAGGAUUUGCAGACAUAACACAACAAUCACUCAUUGAGUUUUGGGAGGACAGAUGGAUUGGUGUUAAUAGUCUAUCAAGUUUAUUUCCAUCCUUAUACAGUUUAAUCUUUUCCAGCAAUGUCUCCAUUCGUAGUCAAGGACACUACCUCAAUAAUCUAUGGCAUUGGCAUCCUCUAUUGAAACGAAGCAUUACAACUGAUUCUCAAUAUGACAAAUUUCAUCUCUUGAAUCUUAUCAAUCAACAAAGUAUCACUAAUCAGCCUGAUAACCCUAGAUGGUCUCUUACAGCAAAUGGCUCUUUUACUGUUAAAUCAUUUUAUGAUUUCCUGAACUCUAGAGGGAUCAAAUAUGCUUUCUACAAAGUGGCGUGGAAUCUCAUUCUACCAAGCAAGAUACAAAUUUUCACUUGGCUUUUAUCUUUGAACCGCCUACAUACCAAAGAUAAUCUCAUCAAGAAAGGGUGGCAAGGUGAUUCAAACUAUAUUUUUUGUGGUACACAGGCUGAAACUAAAAAUCACAUCUUCUUCUCAUGCAAUACAGCUAAGUCAAUCUGGAUUCAUUUUGGUAACUAUUUUCUACCAUUCAUUUGGCCAUCAUCUCUUGAAGAACUUCUGAUUUCUGUUACAUCUCUACGUAAACUGGAAGGCAUUAUAUGGCGCACUCUUUUCUCUGCAGUCUGCUGGUCUAUAUGGAUUUCAAGAAAUAAGUUUAUCUUUGAACAAAAAUCUUUCUCUGCUGAAUCAAUUAUUAACCUUUCAAUUCUUGCUUUGCAAGACUGGGCAGGAUCGGGAACAAGGAAGGAAGCUGUUCAGUUAGCAAAAAUAUUGGAAGACAAGCCAAUCCCACGUUGCAGCGGCUAA